AUGGAGGUUUUUGGUGAGGCUGCACCGUACCUGCGCAAAUCAGAGAAGGAGAGAAUAGAAGCCCAGAACCAGCCAUUUGACGCCAAGACUUACUGCUUUGUGGCUGACCCCGAGGUGGAGUACACCAAAGGGAAGAUCAAGGCUGCACAGGAUGGGAAGAUAACUGUUGAGACAGAGGAUGGCAGAAUGGUUACUGUCAAACCUGAUGAUGUAUAUGCCAUGAACCCACCUAAGUUUGACAAAAUUGAGGACGUGGCCAUGUUGACCCACCUGCAUGAACCUGCCGUCCUCUACAACCUCAAGGACCGCUACAGCUCCUGGAUGAUCUAUACGUAUUCAGGUCUCUUCUGUGUCACUGUCAACCCCUACAAGUGGCUGCCGGUGUACAACCCGGAGGUGGUGUUGGCCUACCGAGGCAAGAAGCGCCAGGAAGCCCCUCCGCACAUCUUCUCCAUCUCUGACAACGCCUAUCAGUUCAUGCUGACGGAUCAUGAAAAUCAGUCUAUCCUAAUCACCGGAGAAUCCGGUGCAGGGAAGACUGUGAACACGAAGCGUGUCAUCCAGUACUUUGCAACAAUUGCGGGGAGUGGGGACCUAGCCAAGAAGAAGGAGUCCUGGAUGAAGGGUACGCUUGAGGAUCAAAUCAUCAGUGCUAACCCACUGCUGGAGGCCUUCGGGAAUGCCAAGACUGUGAGAAAUGACAACUCCUCGCGCUUUGGUAAAUUCAUUCGCAUUCAUUUUGGUACCUCUGGAAAACUGGCCUCUGGUGACAUUGAGACCUACUUGCUGGAAAAGUCAAGAGUCACCUUCCAGCUGAAAGCUGAGAGAAGCUACCACAUCUUCUACCAGAUCCUCUCCAAUAAGAAGCCUGAACUGCUUGAGAUGCUCCUCGUCACAACCAACCCGUAUGACUACCCCUUCAUCAGCCAAGGGGAGAUUUCUGUGGCCAGCAUUGAUGACCAGGAGGAGCUUGUUGCAACAGAUGCAGCCAUUGACAUUUUGGGCUUCAGCCCUGAUGAGAGAAUGGGGAUUUACAAACUGACAGGGGCAAUCCUGCACUGUGGGAACAUGAAGUUCAAGCAGAGACCAUGUGACGAGCAGGCAGAGCCGGCUGGCACGGAAGAGGCUGACAAAGCAGCAUACCUGAUGGGACUGAACUCAGCAGACUUGCUGAAAGCUUUGUGCUAUCCCCGGGUGAAAGUGGGAAAUGAAUAUGUCAUGAAGGGCCAAACAGUGGAUCAGGUGCACCAGGCAGUGAAUGCCAUUUCCAAGUCAGUCUAUGAAAAACUCUUCUUGUGGAUGGUGAUGCGCAUCAACCAACAACUGGAUACUAAGCUGCCAAGACAGCACUUUAUUGGGGUCUUAGACAUUGCUGGCUUUGAGAUUUUUGAGUUCAACAGCUUUGAGCAGCUGUGCAUCAACUUCACCAAUGAGAAACUGCAACAGUUCUUCAACCACCACAUGUUUGUGCUGGAGCAGGAGGAGUACCAGAAGGAAGGAAUUGAAUGGACAUUCAUUGACUUUGGGAUGGACCUGGCGGCCUGCAUUGAGCUUAUAGAAAAGCCUAUGGGCAUCUUCUCCAUCCUGGAAGAGGAGUGCAUGUUCCCCAAGGCAACUGACACCUCUUUCAAGAACAAGCUCUAUGACCAGCAUCUGGGCAAGUCCAACAACUUCCAGAAGCCCAAACCUGUCAAAGGCAAGGCUGAGGCCCACUUCUCCCUGGUGCACUAUGCUGGCAUGGUGGACUACAACAUCUCUGGCUGGCUUGAGAAGAACAAAGACCCCCUGAAUGAAACUGUUGUGGGGCUGUAUCAGAAAUCAUCUAUGAAAAUUUUAUGCAGUCUUUAUGCCACCUUUGCUUCCAUGGAUGAAGCUGAAGGUGGUGAUAUCAAGAAGAAAGGAACCAAGAAAAAGGGCUCUUCUUUCCAAACUGUCUCUGUACUCUUUCGGGAAAAUCUAAAUAAGCUGAUGUCCAACUUGCGAACAACUCAUCCUCAUUUUGUGCGUUGUAUCAUUCCCAAUGAAACAAAGACCCCAGGCCUGAUGGAUCACAAGCUUGUUCUGCACCAGCUGAGAUGUAAUGGUGUUCUGGAAGGCAUUCGAAUCUGCAGGAAAGGAUUUCCUAACAAGAUAUUAUAUGGGGAUUUUAAACAAAGAUACCGCCUUCUGAAUGCUGGUGUCAUUCCAGAAGGACAGUUUAUUGAUAGCAAGAAGGCCUGUGAAAAGUUGCUGUCUUCCAUUGAGAUAGAUCAUACUCAGUACAAAUUUGGACACACUAAGGUGUUCUUCAAGGCAGGUUUGCUAGGUGUCCUGGAAGAGAUGCGAGAUGAUUGCUUAGGACAACUGAUCACACAGACACAGGCUUUAUGCAGGGGAUACCUCAGGAGACUUGAAUUGAAAAGAAUGUUAGACCGAAGGGAGUCCAUCUUCUGCAUCCAGUACAACAUCCGUGCAUUCAUGAAUGUCAAGCACUGGCCCUGGAUGAAGUUGUACUUCAAGAUAAAACCCCUGUUAAAAAGUGUGGAAACUGAGAAAGAAAUGGCCAUGAUGAAGGGAGAGUUUGAGAGAACAAAAGAAGAACUGGCUAAAUCAGAAACCAAGAGGAAAGAACUGGAAGAAAAAAUGGUGACUCUGGUGCAAGAGAAGAAGGACCUGCAGCUGCAAGUACAGGCUGAAAAUGAAAAUUUGGCUGAUGCUGAAGAAAGAUGUGACCAGCUGAUCAAAACAAAAUUCCAGCUGGAAGCAAGAAUAAAGGAGGUAAUGGAAAAACUGGAGGAUGAAGAGGAGAUAAAGGCUGAUCUGGCAGCCAGAAAGAGGAAACUGGAGGAUGAAUGCUCUGAGCUAAAGAAAGAUAUUGAUGACCUUGAGUUAACAUUGGCCAAGGCUGAAAAGGAAAAGCACGCCACAGAAAACAGGGUUAAAAAUCUAACUGAAGAAAUGACAGGUUUGGAUGAGACUAUUGUGAAGUUAGUCAAGGAGAAGAAGGCCCUGCAGGAAGCCCACCAGCAGGCACUGGAUGACCUGCAAAUUGAGGAGGACAAAGUUAAUACCCUCACCAAAGCCAGGAUCAAGCUGGAGCAACAAGUGAACAAUGUUGAAGGAUCUUUAAAACAGGAAAGAAAAGUUUGUAUGGAUCUUGAACGAGCAAAGAGAAAGCUUGAGGGAGACUUGAAACUUGCCCAGGAAACCAUAGUGGAUCUGGAGAAUGAUAAACAACAUUUAGAUGAAAAAUUAAGGAAGAAAGACUUUGAAUUUCACCAGAUGCAAAAUAAAGUCGAGGAACAGCAGAAUUCAGUUAUUCAAUUGCAGAAGACGAUCAGAGAAUUGCAGGCCCAUCUUACAGAGCUGGAAGAGGAGACCAUGAGUGAGAAAGCAAUGCGUGCAAAAGCAGAGAAGCAUUGUGGUGAGCUGGCUAAUGAACUUGAGGAAAUCAGGGAAAGGCUUGAAGAGGCUGGAGGAGCCACCACUGCUCAAACCGAACUUAACAAGAAGCGUGAGGCAGAAUUUCAGAAGAUGCGUCGCGACCUCGAAGAGGCCACGCUGCAGCACGAAGCCACGGCUGCCGCCCUGCGGAAGAAGCACGCGGACAGCACAGCUGAGCUUGGGGAGCAGAUCGACAACCUGCAACGAGUGAAGCAGAAGCUGGAGAAGGAGAAGAGUGAGCUGAAGAUGGAGAUUGACGACUUGGCCAGUAGUACAGAGACCAUUACUAAGUCCAAGGCUAAUCUGGAAAAAAUGUGCCGCACUCUGGAAGACCAGAUGAGAGAUAUGAAAGCCAAAUUUGAGGAAAACCAGAGAAAUAUGAAUGAGAUGGUGAUACAAAAAGCCCAGCUCCAGACAGUGUCCGGUGAACUAAGCCGUCAACUCGAAGAGAAAGAAACCAUAACAUUGCAAAUGUCCAGAAGCAAGCAGGCAGUUACACAGCAAAUAGAAGAACUUAAAAGGCAGCUAGAGGAAGAGAUCAAGGUAGUGCUAACUACUGAGCACGUGCUAAGGCUUCAGAAUAUAUCAGGGCCUCAGUUCAUUUAA
Molecule: messenger RNA, 4029 nt
Organism: Pygoscelis adeliae (Adelie penguin)
Lineage: Eukaryota; Metazoa; Chordata; Aves; Sphenisciformes; Spheniscidae
Product: myosin-3-like
Exons: 27
Coding region: 1-4029 (1342 amino acids)
Cellular component (GO): myosin complex
Molecular function (GO): cytoskeletal motor activity; actin filament binding; ATP binding
Source: RefSeq, a predicted model, not a curated record